Molecule: messenger RNA, 991 nt
Organism: Phanerochaete carnosa HHB-10118-sp
Lineage: Eukaryota; Fungi; Basidiomycota; Agaricomycetes; Polyporales; Phanerochaetaceae
Exons: 5
Coding region: 52-711 (219 amino acids)
Biological process (GO): translation
Cellular component (GO): large ribosomal subunit
Molecular function (GO): RNA binding; structural constituent of ribosome
Source: RefSeq, a predicted model, not a curated record
CAACUUAACCCCCACAAUCCUUCAAGUCUUCGGGACCAGGUAUCUAAAAGCAUGAGCGGAAGCAAGCUCUCAGUGGCAAGCGUGCGGGGCUCCGUUCGUGAACUUCUCGCCGAGGCCAACGGUGAGAAGAGGCGGAACUUCGUCGAGACUAUUGAGCUCCAGAUCGGUCUCAAGAACUACGACCCUCAGCGUGACAAGCGUUUCUCGGGUACCGUCAAGCUUCCUCACGUUCCUCGCCCUCGCAUGUCUAUCUGUAUUCUCGCUGAUGCCGCCGACAUCGAUCGUGCCAAGCAGAUUGACCUCGAGUACAUGUCCGUUGACGACUUGAAAAAGCUUAAUAAGAACAAGAAGCUUGUUAAGAAGCUUGCGAAGAAAUACGAUGCAUUUCUUUCGUCCGAGACUCUCAUUAAACAGAUUCCUCGUCUCCUCGGUCCCGGUCUCUCCAAGGCUGGCAAGUUCCCCACUCCCGUCUCCCACUCCGAGGACUUGGGCAACAAGAUCACUGAAGUCCGUUCGACCAUAAAGUUUCAGCUCAAGAAGGUUCUCUGCUUGGGUGUUGCUGUUGGACACGUUCAGAUGACUGAGGACCAGGUUCUUGGCAAUGUCAUGCUCAGCAUCAACUUCCUCGUCUCAUUGCUCAAGAAGAAUUGGCAGAAUGUCAAGUCUCUGCACAUUAAGUCCACCAUGGGCAAGCCUGUUCGACUCUUCUGAGAGGUCUUAUCCAUCAUAUUGUGGCAACCCGCAAGAAGGCUAUGUGUAGGGGAAGUGCGUCUGCGCUGCCUGGGGUCGUAAUGCACAACAUGAAGCCCCGCACGCUUGGACCAACGGCUUCUUAGAGGGUUGGAAGCCGAUUGGGAGCUGAUGCGGUCCUGGGUAGUCGCGCGCUUCUUCUCGUAUACUUAUGCUUUUAUCUUGCGUAGUGCAGUUGCAUGUCGUAGUGUACAUACAUCUUAUGUAGCAUUAGCGAAUCAUGAUACGAUCGUGAGACUUG